Molecule: messenger RNA, 588 nt
Organism: Papaver somniferum (opium poppy)
Lineage: Eukaryota; Viridiplantae; Streptophyta; Magnoliopsida; Ranunculales; Papaveraceae
Product: DEAD-box ATP-dependent RNA helicase 53, mitochondrial-like
Exons: 4
Coding region: 1-588 (195 amino acids)
Molecular function (GO): ATP binding; RNA binding; RNA helicase activity
Source: RefSeq, a predicted model, not a curated record
AUGAAGUUGAAACCCUACUUUGCACAACUGAAAGUGAAAAGAAUUGGUGGACCGUAUGAAAUUUUAAGGUUUGAGAAAAAGGAAGGAGAAGAAAUUGCUGUCUCAGAGCUACAUACUGAUGGCGGGAUCGCUGCAGCUCUGGCUGCAAGAAGAAUUAAUAAGCUUUUCCCUAUACAACGAUUUCUAAUGGAGUGUGUGAAGUCUGGGCGGAAUAUCUUGGCUAGAUCCAGAGCUGGCACAGGGAAGACCAUUGCAUUUGAGAUUCCCAUAUUGGAAAAAAUCUCGUGGAGGAAGCGUCAGAAAUGCCUUGCUGGUGCUGAAGUUGACGUCAUUGUUGGCACUCCUAAAAGUGUCAUUCAAAUGUGCAAGAUGGACGUAGUGAACUUGAAUGCAGUGCAGUUUACUGUUCUGGUUGAGACUGCUCGGAUGCUUGCAGUGGCUGUUAACGAUGUGGGAGUCAUAAUGGAAAAGCUACCAACAAGAUGCCAGAGAAUUAUGUUCUCAGCAGGCAUAUUGUCUCCUAAUAUACGAAAGUUUGCCAAGGAGUAUUUUCGAGAUCUUUUAACUAUUGAUUUGGUAAGUGCUUAG